Molecule: messenger RNA, 3687 nt
Organism: Leishmania braziliensis MHOM/BR/75/M2904
Lineage: Eukaryota; Euglenozoa; Kinetoplastea; Trypanosomatida; Trypanosomatidae
Exons: 1
Coding region: 1-3687 (1228 amino acids)
Source: RefSeq, a predicted model, not a curated record
AUGUCGCACCGGUGUAGAGAACAGCAGAGAGAGUACGGGCACUGUAUCACUCGCGAGGUGAAGCAUCUGCAUCCUUCGUGCCCCUCUGCACCACAGACGCAUCCGGCGGAGAUGGAUGCCGUGGUAGACGCGGCGGACCCGCGCGUCGCGCCUGCCGUCCAGCAGCUCUCCGCGGUCGCCCAGCGUGUAUACAUGGUAUGGCAGCGUAUGGGCGUCGCCUCGCGCGACCGGCAGCAAAAGUGGAGCACCUUCCUCUUCGGCUCUCUCCUACCCUUUCUGGAAGACUUCUGCACCCUGCAGGAGGCCGCCGAGUACAACGCGGCCACGGAGAACGACGCGCUGCUGCGGGACGUGUGCCACCUUGCCGUGCGCCUGGAUGAGUCGCCGCGGCAGCCGGAGGUGGCGUCGAUUGUGUCGCUGCUGAAGGAGCACUACGCACAGACGCAGCAACGGCACCCAUUCGCCGGCAGCGGUGUCGGGUGUAAAGCUACCAGUGAUGAAGCAGGACCAUCGGCGAAUACCGCGGAGUCGACAGCAACUCCGCGGUGCGGCGGUGACGUUGAGGGGGAUGCCGAGACAGGCGUCCCCCCGUCAGGCGCCAAGGAGCUGAUGUAUCUCACUCUCCCCUCUUUUACCGUACUCAUUGACGCCGCUUGCCUACCCGGGCAGCACUCCGGAGAGAAGGGCAACGAGCAGCAGCAGCAGCAGCAGCAAGAGCGUCUUCAUCAGGGAGGCGGCGUGGGCUUAGAGACUGACGACGGCAACGGCGAGCAGGGAGCAAACGUCAGCGGUAGCAAUGACCGCAGCACCGCGACCCAAGCCCUGCGUCGCCUGCUUCACAACAACACUCAUGAAGGCGUGCGUCAGCAACUGCAAGCGGAGCUGGAUCGACUACAGCGCCUUGCCGACAACCGACUGCAGGUGUUGCAGCUGCUGUGCAAGCAGCGCGCGAUUAUGAACCGCAGCACGCAGGAGCAGGUGGUGUUGCGUGCGGCGUAUCGAGCCAAGUACCUCGGCAAAGAAGAGGUCCACAGCGGCAGCGAGCUCGGAAAGCGGACCAGCCUCAGUUUGAGCGCUGCGGGGGAUCGACGGCCCCUGACGACUAUCGCUGUCGAUACGGCAUCCAUUUACUCCUCGGGCUUCGUCUCGCCGCUAACAUCGCCCAAGAUGUCCGGCCAUACUGCCGCCUCGGUAGUACCGUCCAGCGGCAAGUGUGAAGAAGACAACAGCAGCUCCGGUGCCAACGAAGAGACAGACGCCAUUGCGACCCUUGUCAACCGCCCAACAACCUCGCUGCAGGAUGCCACGCGUGAGGAGCUGCAACUGCUCUUGUCUGCCGCCUCGUGUUCCCUCGAAGUACCGCACAGCACGCAUGGAGGCGACGGCAGCGCCAGUCACACGUCGCUCGAGCACAGCGAGGAAGGCGAGCUGGGCAAUGCGACGUGGCCAACGUGUAGCUCGACGACGACCACCACAACCGAGGCGCGCGUCGCUUCACAGAAAGCAUGGCCCUCCGCCGGCGUCCUUGUCGCAGCCAAGACCGCCGAUACUCACACCAAAACGGCGGUGAGUAGUGCUCCCAGCACGCCGUCGGGCGAGGCGGCGCGUGCGACAGUGCUGGAGGUGGACGUGUCGAGCAUAACUGCGUACGGCACCCACCAAAACCUCGCUCUCUCGCGCAUCCACGCUGAGGCCGAGGCGGUUGUGCGCAGCAUCGACGAGCACAACCGUCGCAUGCAGCUGGAGGCGCAGGAGGAGCUGCACGCGCUUGAGACGCUAGAGGUGUUGUGGCGGGCCAUCUCCGUGCAAAGGACAUCUCCAAACGCCUCGUCAUUGCUUUCCCUCCCACAUCGGGGUAAGGAUGAAGCGGGGAGCCAAGGGGAAGCUAGCGGCUCUGUCCACAGCAGCGGCAAUGAAAAGAAUGCCGUGGCACGCUCUGCCAUAAACCCCAUCUCCCCGCCACUUUUCGAGCCUCUCAAACCAGAGCCGUACAGGGAAACAACCGAGGAGAUCGUCGCGCGGUACAGACAGCUGCACGCCGCGUACGAGGCGGACGUCGCCGCACAGCAGCAGCCAUGCCCUGCAGCCAGCGUGACACUGCUUCAGACGAUGCCGGUGCCGGCGUCCUCAGCUGGCUCACCGCCGUCAUCUUUGAAGAGCAGCACAAGUCUCACGUCACUGGCGACGGUAAAUGACAGCGACAGCGCAGGUGACCAGAAGGCUGUGCAUCGGAUGGGUGGCGGCUUGUACCUGCCGCCACUUGUCCGCCAAAUCCUUCGCGCCGCCUCGUACGCGCCGGUACUGGACUACGUCCGUCGCUCUCGGCUUGCCUUUCAGGCGCACCUCAGCACGCAGCAGGACGUCCUGGUAGAGAAGACAAUGGCCCGACUGCGCAAUGUCUACGAGGCCUACUACGCGGCGACGCAUGACAAGACGUAUGCGGUGGCACCGGACGGGGAACUGCGCGUUGCGAUGGAAGAAGAACUGUUAGAGACGUUCCAGGCACAGCAGUCAGCGGUCGAAGCGACACGACAUCAGCAGCGGUGCGAUGAGGUUGACAAUGAAAAUGCAAGCAGCACCGUAUCACGUGAAGCAGCAGCCGUUACUUCACCGCCACCAUCGCCAUCUGGCAAGGUGCUGCUCAGCUUUCAGCGCCACCUGAUGGCGUGUCAACAGGUGCGGGAACAGGCGGCGGACGAAAUUGAGUUUUUGCGCCUUCGGCUGCACAUCAUCGAGCAAGCCGCGCCGCUGGUACAGAACUAUCAGGAGAUUGUCCGGGAGGAAGCUGAGAUGCAUGCCACGAGUCGCGAGCGACUCUUGAACAAGAAGGUGAAUAUGGCAAAACAGUUGCUGCAAGAAGAGAAAACGCGGCGACGGGUGGCAAAGGAGCUUCCACGCAUUCUGAGUCUUCUGAAGGAACUUGUCGCGGCGUGGGACGCACUGCAAGCCGCCACCGAUCCCCGUGAGGACAUUGCAGACGUGGGCGACUGCCACAACGACGGCCCAGGUGCCUCGAUGUUGCCUCCGCCGCCGUCGGCCAAGGCAGAGCUGUGGAUCCGCGGUCAACGCGUCCGAGACCUGCUGACAGCUUCGCAGACCACAACAGUGCAGCCUGUCUCGCGCGUGCGCAGUCGCAGUGCAUCGAGCCCACAGCCCUUGCGGUCGCACCCACCUCCCCGCUCCGUUUCCCCAGCCCCGCCGGCGCUCGCACGGCACCGUGUAGAGCAGCGAUUCGCAGUCCCUGAUCGAGGGCUGUCGCUGCAUUCUUCCCGCAAAGGCUCACCGACACCAGCGCGCACGCCUCUCCCGGGGUGCCGUCGGGUGGCUGGGGAUAGCAGCGUGGGGGUUGGUGUUGCCACAACUUCUGUAGAGCGGCCCGGCCACUCGCUGCGGCCCCACAGCAACACUAAAUCGCCAUCGAUGCAGUCGUGCACGCCGUCCAACUCAAAGCCCACAGCGCGCUCGUACAGGCCUGGCUCCCUCCGGCCCCUACCACCUCGAGAGCCAUCCCGCUCCCCACCGCCGCUGUGGCCAGUGCUACCACAUCGUGGCCUCUCCCCCGUCUCCUCCAACACGAACCCGCAGGCGCAGAGAAAGACUGCUCAUACGUCCACGAGUCCCUCCCCCUCGUCCGCAUCGACCACCACCGCCACCACCACCAGAUUUGGCAGAGUGCCAUUUUCGUAA